AUGCCGAGAUGCGCCCAUCGGGAUCAGACACGUCAGGGGUCCAACCAUUUCGUGGACCUGAUCAAGUGCAGGGACUGUGGGGAGGUCCUGUUCAAGCACCACUUCACGAAGACACGCGACCAGAUGCUCUUCCAGUGCGUGCGCUCCCGACAGUACAUCAACCGCCUGGAGACCACGGGUGCGGCCCAGCCCGCGUCGCCCAUGGUAAACCAGUCGAGCUCCUCGGACAGCGAGGCCAUGACGGCGACGACGGCGCCUGCGUCAAGGCCUCCACCGACCCCUCCAGGGGCUCCCAAGAAGCUGCCCGAGCGCCUGUCGGCCGAGGUGAUUCGGAAGCUCACGGACACGGAGGUGCAGCAGAUCAUCGAGAGCGAGAGGAUCAAGAUCCGCCUGGAGGAGCAGCAGCGCCUCGCGCAGGAGAUUCUCCAGAAGGGCCUCAUCGACACGCCGACGGACCAGCCGGAGGCGGACGACAGGACCAGGCCGAGCAAGAGGCAGGGCGUCGGCCAGAUGCCCAAGGGAGAGAAUGCCGAGGCCAGAGGAUCUGCCGACCCCGUCGGGAAUGCCGAGGCCAGCCGGAGACUUUCAUCUCGUGUGAAGAGCUGUGUGCUUGGAGCGCUGAUCGCGGCGACGACAGCUCUGGGAAAGAUGCCGGGCACCGCCUGGGAGGCAGCCGAGACCUAUGGUAGGCUGGACCUCGCAGAAGUGGCCUGCGUGUCCGACUCCAGGCUCACGCGCGCGAUGAUCGAGCAAGGAGGCAAGGCCGAGAGAUUCAGCAACUGGAACGGGUAUGACUUUUCCACCAGGUCUGGUGCAGAGAAGCUCGUGAAAGUACUGCGGGUCAAGAGGCCUCGAAGAGUUUGGUUUUCCCCACCGCGCGGAGCAGAGUGCCCAUGGCAGAAUCUGAACCCCGUAACGGCGGAGUCAGAGAAGAAGCUGAUCAAGACCAGACGUAUCCAGAGGAACGUCAAAUGGGCUAUCGGUCAGCUGCUGAACGAGGGUUUCUGUGACAUAUACCUUGAGCAGUCAGGACGCUGCAGGUCUUGGACAGGCAACUUCAAGGAGCUCAAGGAGUCCAUGCACGGCUGCAGGAUUCACGGAUGCAUGUAUGACAUGAGAGACGAGCAGAACGGUCUCCUCAUACGCAAGGACUGGCACAUCGCGACCACAGACCCGCAGUUCGAGAAGAAGGUUGGGAGGAUUUGUCCAGAUCUGCAUCUGCAUAUGCCGCUGGAGGGCGGCACGAGAGUGGCUCUUUCAGCGAAUUAUCCCGUGAACAUGUGCAGGAGGAUCGCCCAGCACUUCAUGACCAGGGCCACCUCGGACGAGGCCCUCGCCUAUCUGGUGCAGCUCCUGAAGGUCAAGGAGAAAGAGCAGGCGGACCAGUACCAGCUCCUGAUCCUGACGACCCUGGAGAUGCUCAAGGUCCUCCAGAAGGCGAGGUCUCGCAAGGCGGACCAGAAGCUCAUUGAUCUUUGCAGCCACUACGAGUGUCCAGCCUGCAAGGGUGUCGCGGAGCAUUGUGGCAACACCACCGCGAAGGAGAUGCAGGAGGUAGUGCUGAAGGACUGGAUCCACCACUACGGCAAGCCGGAGGUCUUCAGGACAGAUCCCGAAGGUUGCUUCAGGCAGGUCGAGCAGCGCGCCUGGGUCUCGGGUAACGGCAUGGAGUGGAGACCAGAACCCGGAGAAGCUCACUGGCGAAUGGGAGUGAUCGAAAGAUGCAUCGAGACGAUCAAGGAGAUCGCCACUCGCCUCGCCUGGGAGCUACCAGAUGACACCGAGCCCGCGGACAUCUUUCGCUGGGCUUGCGUGGCUAACAACGACCUGAUGCGACACCAAGGCUACAGCCCGAUGAUGCUCAUGAUGGGUCGUACCCCGUCGGGGCAGGGCUUAGAGCAAGUGGAGAAUCCUUCAGUCCUGAGCGCCAAUGUGGUGGACAAGCAUUUCCAGGAGGUCACGCGCAUCAAGGCGGCGGCUUACAAGGCGUGCGUGGACCACUACCUGUCGGAGAAGACGAAGCGCGCUCUGCUGGCCAAGACGAGGCCGUUCAAGACAUGGGAGCCUGGUGAGAAGGCACACUACUGGCGAGGUGCGAAAGGUAACAGCCACAAGACUCGGCCAGGUAUAGCUGGUCGAUUUCACGGUCCCGCCACUGUCUUGAUGCAGGAGCGCGAGAUGAAGAAUGGAGUUGCGGUGCGACGAGGAGUUGUCUGGCUUGUUGACGGUGACCGUCUUGUACGAGCAGCGGCCGCUCACCUCCGCACGACUACGAAAGCGGAGCAGACCCUGGAGAGCAUCUCCGCAAGGAGCUCCGACCACUUCAAGAAGAUUCUGCAGAAAGUACCGACACUUGUCAUGCCCGAGCUCGGUCGUGCCGAUCCCGAGUCUGAGAGCAGUGCGAGUUGGACCUCACCCUGGGAGUAUGAUCAGAAGACGAAGGCUUCCGACCUGGUGGGUUUCGUGGGCGAGGACGAGCCGAACCUCGCGAUCAUGAUCGGUUUCGCGCUGGAGGAGUCGGAUGUGGAUCAACUCAGCCGGAGGCCUGACACGGCCCUCGCUGCGAUGGUCAAACAGAACAAGGUCGAGGUGAAGCUCAAGAACCUCACGGCAGAGGACCGUGAGAAGCUCCCGAUCGCGAAGGGUAACGAGAUCAAGUCGUUCCUCAAGUAUCGAGUUUGCGAGGCGGCCAGUCGUGCUGGAGUACACCCAGGUGCUCUGAUGAAGAUGAGAUGGGUCAUUACAAGGAAGGAGACUGGCGACCUCAAGGCUCGGUUGGUGGUUCUUGGCUUUACCGAUCCGGGUCUGGCCGUAGCCCACGUGGGCGACUUCAUGAUCGCGAUUGACCAGCACUCGGACUUUGCAGUGGACGCCCUGCAGCAGCUCCAUCAAGCCUAUGAGUGGGGAAGCUGGGAGACCCAGCCGGUGACAUCGUCAGAAGCUACCCGCCUGCGAGCUGCCUUUGGUCAGCUCAUGUGGUUGGCUACGCAGGGCGUGCCCCUCAUCGGGGCAGAACUGUCACUGCUGUUGGCAUACAGUAACUCCGCAACAGUGAAUACUCUCCUGCAGGCCAACAAGCUCAUCAGGCGCACCAAGUUCGAGGCGACCAAGGAGCUCAUCAUGGAGAAACAUGCGAAUCCGUGUGCGGUCGGCUAUUCGGACGCAGCGUGGAAUGUUCGACGGGAUGGUUCUUCACAAGGUGGUUUCUUGAUUUUUCUGACAGAUUAUACCUUGAUGCAGAACCGAGAGGCGCCGAUCUCUCUGCUGGCCUGGGCAUCUGCAAAGUUGCCAAGGGUGUGUCGGAGCUCGAGUGCGGCCGAAGUACAGGCCGCCAGUGAAGCUCAAGAGGAACUGGAGUUCUGCAGGCUGCUGCUGAGCGAGAUCCUGUUGGGACCAGCGCCUCUGAAGCAGUGGACUUCGAGCUGUGCGAAGAUUCCUGGUGCCCUGGUCCUGGACUGCCGCGGCGUGUUCGAUGCCCUGGAUCGGUCAGAGAGCAGCGCCCUCGGCAUGAAAGACAAGAGGAGCGCGCUGGAGGCCCUGGCCCUCAAACGCGGCAUGGCCGCCACGUCGACAUCCCUGCGGUGGUGUCACAGCGGUGCGCAGCUGAGCGAUUGUAUGACCAAGAACUCGGAGAAGGCUCGUGCCAGCUACAACCUGUGGCUACAGCGAGGUACAUGGAAGCUGAUAUACGAUGCUAACUUCAUCUCCGAAAAGCAGAGGAAACAACGAGGACUGCAGACACUAGACCAGGCUACAUAUUUUGCAGUCGAUGACGAUGAUGCCUGGCAGUUGUACCCAGAGGAUUUGGAGAUCGAGGAGGAGAUAGAUAUUCCCCAG
Prorocentrum cordatum is the source of this 3837-nucleotide messenger RNA. The record is from the annotation of a GenBank genome assembly. NCBI's taxonomy places the organism in Eukaryota, Dinophyceae, Prorocentrales, Prorocentraceae.